This is a messenger RNA of Colletotrichum siamense, 2979 nucleotides long. Its product is annotated as Ankyrin repeat domain-containing protein 17. The record is from RefSeq and is a predicted model, not a curated record. Lineage: Eukaryota; Fungi; Ascomycota; Sordariomycetes; Glomerellales; Glomerellaceae. The transcript is spliced from 7 exons. Gene Ontology annotation, molecular function: protein binding. The coding region runs from base 1 to 2979 and encodes 992 amino acids.
AUGGAAAUAGCUCCAAAGUCUUCUUCCACUACAGCGCAGGUCACACCUACGAAAGGUCUACAAGAUGCAGUCAGCGAGUUCAGGAAGAUCUUGAACAAUGACCAACGUUCAGACCUCGACAACCUCAAAGGUAUCCCUGAUGCUGACGCCGCGCUCGUCUUAACAGCCCAGUUAGACUGGUCCACCACUCAGCGCAACUCUCCCAGCAAGGGCACCCGACUUAUAUCAGUCCUGCAAUAUGUCCGCGACUCUUCCGUUAUCAUAGACACUUUUGUCUCCUCGCACCCGGAGAUUGCUGCGCUAGUCUGGGGGAGCGUGAAGCUGACGAUGCAGGUGGUGCUAAACUUCGCUUCGUACUAUGAACGAGUCUCAGACCUCUUUAUGCAAUUUUCUAAAGACUGCCCCCGAUUUGCCGAGUACCAAGCCUUGUUUCCGAACUCGCCUGGGUUGCAGAAGGCUGUCUGCGAUUUCAACGCAUCAAUCAUCUAUUGCUGCAAGCAUGUGGUCGAAGCGUUACAACGACCUUGGCAAACACAUCUGCGAAACGCGUUCUUGCAGUCGUUUCAGCAGGAGCUUAACCCUGACCUGGAAAUGAUUCGAAAGCGUGGUCUUGAGGCAAAGCAAGAAAUCAAACUUGCAAAAGCGAGGGCCGACCACCAGGACCAAAGACUCCAGGAAAUGGAGAGGAAAGCAGCAUCCAAAGAGAGGCAUAAGGUCAGGCAGUUGUUCUCGCGAGUAGGAAGCGACCUCGACACAAUUAAGAAUGACCAGAUUCAGCAAGACAUCCGUCGGGCGGAGCAAAGCCGUCGUCAGCUUCUCGACUCACUCUCGUCUUACGACUACCUCUCACACUUCAAGAAAGCCUGCAAACUGAGGCACCCUAAAACUGCAGAAUGGCUUUUCCGAUCAACUUCUUUUACUCAAUGGGAGGAAGGACUUUCUUCACCAUGGCUGUGGUGUUCAGGCAAAAUUGGAUCUGGCAAGACAGUCCUCACUGCAAGUGCCGUCGAACAUAUUUAUGCGCACGAGCGUAGGGCCAGAGAAAAUGUCACAUUCUUCUUCCCUCAUUUUGCAGAUCAGACACCGCUAUCUGCAGAGACUACACUUCGGUCGAUUAUCCGACAGUCACUCGACCCAGUGAGACUGUCUAGCGAUUGGGAAGCACGCCUAAUAGAGCUGGAUCGGAAACCCUCCUCAGAGCUGGGCGGAUUAACAUCACUUCUUCGACAAGCAAUCGACCAGUCUAAUACAUUCUAUAUCUUUAUCGACGCACUAGAUGAGUUUGAGCCGGCAGAACGACGAACGCUCCUUGACUCUCUGAUCUCAGUUGCCUCCGAAUCGCGCCUAAGAGUCUUCGUUUCGAGCCGUGAAAGCUUGUCAGGCGAACUUAGAUACCGGAUACCAACCAUUGAGACAGUUUUGAUGGCAUCUCCGGAGGCCAAGAUCGACAUUGCUACUUUUGUUCAAGAGACACUCCAAAGAAGACAACAAAACGGAGAUCUUAUUGUUCAAGACCAAUCUAUUGUUGAUGAUAUCAGGCAGGCUCUUAUUAAUCGUGCGGACGGAAUAGCCCUUCAGCGCAUCAUUAAGCAGGGCAAAUCUGCAGUCGCCAAAAAAGCCUUCCAAUGGAUUGCUAUAGCGAAACGCCCUUUGACACUAGAUGAGCUCCGUGAAGCCAUCUCUACAAAAGUCGGCCAACCAUCCUUCAAUCCCGGACAACUAGUCAAUGGUAUGGACCGUCUACCUAUGUGGUGCGAAAAUCUCGUCCGAGUUGACGAAGAAUCGAGAACUGCAGAGUUUGCCCAUAAGGCAGUUCACAAGUUCAUCGUCGAAGGAUCAUCAGGACCUGACUACGCAGAGUUUCAUUUCAAGCUGGAGGAUGCGGAUCAUCAUGCUGGUGAAAUCUGCGUCACCUACCUGAGCUUUAGCGACUUUGUGACAACUAUUACGCGACGGUCGCAACCAGUCAAAAUCGACCCAACUAGUAUGGCCCAUUCAGCAUUGAAGAACUCAUGGAACCUGCCCAAGUCGAUCAGUAGCGCCGUUAUUACAAUGCGCAAGGGUGUCCAAGCUGAGACUGACCCGGCUAGAAUACGGGCUACAUACAACAGGUCGGACGAUGCAGAAGCUAUAAACACGCUACAAGUCCAUCAUCCUUUUAUCAAGUACGCGUCAGUACACUGGAUUUCCCAUACCACUCGAUUCAGGCAUCGUACGUCCUCGACAUGGGAAAUGUGGCAAGAGAUUUUCACUCAAAAACAUGGUCUGGCAAAGAUACCUUGGUUGAACCAAGAUGAGUCGGGAGCUUUAGACACCAAUAUCUUGCCUUGGAGUCUCACAAACCGCCAUUUUGCUCUUGUCCGAUACCUUGGAGGCAAGAUCGGUGUUUCAGAGAUACGGGGGGCCUUAAAAAGCUGUGUGGCUGAUGGUGAUGUUGACUUUGACUUGGCGAGCGCUCUACUUGAGAGUAGUCAUGCAGUUAGGAUCGCCUCGUCAGAUCUACAGGCAGUUUCAGGUGGUGGCGACAUCGAAGUCGUGAAGCUAUGGCUUUCUGCUGCGAGAGCCAACGUCAACGCUGACCUUGCUAUAUUUGAACUGAAUCCCUUAGAAGCAGCAUCAAAAGGUGGUCACGCAAAUGUCGUGGAGUUAUUGCUUUCUGCGGGGGCUAAUGUUAACGCCCGCUAUUUUUCUAGUGAACGGACUGCUUUACAAGCAGCUUCAGAGGGCGGUCACAUCGAAGUUGUAGAGCGGUUACUUUCUGCGGGGGCUGACGUUAACGCGGACGCUUCUAAACGUGGAGAGACUGCUUUACACUUAGCUUCAGGGCGUGGUUAUAUUGAUAUUGUGGAGCGGUUACUUUCUGCGGGGGCCAGCGUCAAAACUUACAGCAUGUUUGCGCAGAGUGCUCUGCAAGCAGCUUCCAGGUCUGGUCACAUCGAGGUUGUGGAGCGACUGAGAGCUGCAGGAGCCCGCGAAUAA